AUGUCCGAUAUGAACGUCAGCGACCACAUCAAGACGCAGCACAAUCGCAUGCUUCAUGAAGCCAACCAAGAGCUUGCGCGACAAGUGAACGAGCUUGUCGAAUACCAGAUCGAGAAUCCCGAGCUCAAGAGCUCUACGAACAACGCGGAUGUCGAGAAAGAGAAGGCCGUGAAGAGGGAGAUUGAGAACCGGAAGAAGGCGAUCCGCGCGCAGUUGGCCGUGAUCAAGUCCUUAUACAGACAAAGCGUGAUCAGAGUGAGGGAAGAGAAGGCACAAACAUCGGACAGUAGGAAUGUCAACGAUACCCUCAUCCUUCAGUUACACAAUCUGAAGUAUGAGGAGCAAAGUCUUUCUUCCGAGAUAUCAGCUGCGCAGAACUACGAUCACAAGUACAUGAAACUCCCACUCAUUUCCGUGGAAGAAUUUCUCGAACUUUUCCCCGAUCACCAAGAGUCCUCCGAGCAUGAUAUCAUGACCGCGCGCAUCGAGCAUGAAUAUCAGGUCCGUAUGAAGUUGGAGGAGCGGAGGCAGGAGAAGCUCAAGCAGAAACAAAUGCUCAUUGCGGAGGUCAAGAAGCGCAAGGACGAUCUCACGAAGCUCGAUGGCAUGUUGGAGAGAUUCAUCGAGGCCGCCGCUCCCAUCCAGAAGGUCCUCGCCACGGAGUAG
This is a messenger RNA of Aaosphaeria arxii CBS 175.79, 666 nucleotides long. RefSeq lists its product as uncharacterized. The record is from RefSeq and is a predicted model, not a curated record. Gene Ontology annotation, molecular function: mRNA binding. NCBI's taxonomy places the organism in Eukaryota, Fungi, Ascomycota, Dothideomycetes, Pleosporales. Gene Ontology annotation, cellular component: THO complex part of transcription export complex. The transcript is spliced from 2 exons. Bases 1 to 666 code for a protein of 221 amino acids. Gene Ontology annotation, biological process: mRNA export from nucleus; positive regulation of DNA-templated transcription, elongation.